UGUCCAUCCCACAUUUCCAGAGACGAGACUAAGAGGACGGAAUAACUGCGAAAGAGAGAUGGAAAUGGAUGACAGCAAAGGUAUGGUUUGUGUAACUGGUGGAACAGGAUAUCUAGCAUCAUGGUUGAUCAUGAAGCUUCUUCAACAUGGAUACUCAGUAAAUGCUACUAUAAGGUCCACUCAAGAUCACAAAACAGAUGUUAGCUACCUCACUAACCUGCCUGAAGCAUCCCAAAGGCUACGGAUUUUUAAUGCUGACAUGGACAAACCGGAAAGCUUUAGUGUAGCUAUUGAAGGAUGUGUUGGAGUAUUUCACGUUGCUCAUCCAAUGAAUUACGGGGACCAAGAAAUUGAAGAGGAAAAGAUAAGAAAAACAGUUGAUGGAACAUUAGGCAUUUUACAGGAAUGCCUCAAUUCAAAAACAGUAAAACGAGUUGUUUACACUUCCAGCAGAACGGCGGUUGUGUUUAAUGAUAAAGGUUUAGACACAGUAGACGAGAGUUCGUGGUCUGACAUCCAUAUCAUGAAAACCUUAAAGCCUAUAUCUGCAGCUUCUUAUGUGAUUAGCAAGACUUUAACCGAAAAGGCUGCUCUUGUGUUUGCUGAGAAGCACGGAUUAGAUUUGGUAACCGUUAUACCUAGUUGGAUACAUGGUCCCUUCUUGAGUCCUCAGUUCCCAGAGCCAUUACGACCAGCCAUGGCAAUGAUUUACGGUAAUCAGGAAAACUGCAUGAAGUAUCCCUCGCUUACCCCAUUCGUGCAUGUAGAUGACGUUGCCAAUGCACACAUACUCCUUCUAGAGAAUAGUAAAGCAAAGGGAAGGUACAUUUGCUCUGCUGUUGAAGUUACACCAGAUGAGCUAUUUAACUUACUCUCAGCUAGGUAUCCUGAAUAUCGAAUACCUAACGUUGAUUCAUUGAGGGAGAUUGGAGGGAUUAAGCAUCCUAAACUUUCAUCAAAGAAACUUUUGGACACUGGAUUCAAAUACAAGUAUGGACUUGAAGAAAUGUUUGAUGGUGCAAUUGAAUGCUGCAAACAGAAGGGUUUACUCUAGUUUGUACUCUAUGGCAGAGAAACCCUUGUCUAAU
Molecule: messenger RNA, 1088 nt
Organism: Solanum verrucosum
Lineage: Eukaryota; Viridiplantae; Streptophyta; Magnoliopsida; Solanales; Solanaceae
Product: vestitone reductase
Exons: 5
Coding region: 59-1054 (331 amino acids)
Molecular function (GO): oxidoreductase activity, acting on the CH-OH group of donors, NAD or NADP as acceptor
Source: RefSeq, a predicted model, not a curated record